Mucor mucedo is the source of this 528-nucleotide messenger RNA. RefSeq names its product Pre-rRNA-processing protein TSR2-domain-containing protein. Gene Ontology annotation, biological process: maturation of SSU-rRNA from tricistronic rRNA transcript (SSU-rRNA, 5.8S rRNA, LSU-rRNA). The record is from RefSeq and is a predicted model, not a curated record. Bases 1 to 528 code for a protein of 175 amino acids. The transcript is spliced from 3 exons. Gene Ontology annotation, cellular component: nucleus. NCBI's taxonomy places the organism in Eukaryota, Fungi, Mucoromycota, Mucoromycetes, Mucorales, Mucoraceae.
AUGGCUGAUCAUCCUAAUAAACUUGCAUUUGAAGAAGGUGUUUCACUUAUCUUACACAACUGGACCGCUUUAAAGCUUGCCGUCGAACAGGAUUGGGGAGGAGUUGAGUCUGUUGAGAAGAGAGAAUGGUUCAUUGACAUUCUUGUUGAUCAUUUCGGAAAGAAUGGUAAAAAGUUGGAUAUCGAUGAAAUUGAGGACGUUUUGUCUCAAGUGAUGACCGAUGAAUUUAACGCCACUCUGGAGGAUGAUUCGCCUUAUUUGGUCGCCAAACAUUUAUUUUUGUUAUAUAACCAGUGUAUUCUUGGCAAUUUUACCGAGCUUGAACGUCUUAGAGAAAAGGCAAAGGCUCAAAACAAGUUCACUGCUUCAAGCUGUAUCAAACAAGGUGAUGAUAGUGAUGAUGAUGAAGAGGAGGAUGAGGAUGAUAAUGAUCACCAGGGUAGCAACGAUAAGGAUGAGGAUAUGGAAGAAGUGCCCGAAGAGCCUACUGUGGAUGCCGAUGGUUGGGAAACUGUUCGUCGCAAAUAG